Colletotrichum godetiae is the source of this 651-nucleotide messenger RNA. RefSeq lists its product as uncharacterized. The record is from RefSeq and is a predicted model, not a curated record. The transcript is spliced from 2 exons. Bases 1 to 651 code for a protein of 216 amino acids. Lineage: Eukaryota; Fungi; Ascomycota; Sordariomycetes; Glomerellales; Glomerellaceae.
AUGAAGCUCUAUCUGAAAGAAGGCAGACCUCAGUACCGAGACGCGCCCGGCGGUGUCUGCGCAAGAUACGUUGGCGAGCAAAGGAGUAUGGUCUUGUUCAAGAAAUUGUGGCAACAAAAGAUCAGAGGGCGUUUGAGAAACGGACCGGCCAGCGAAAGCGGCCGUCAAAGCAGGAGUUUCGAAGUCUCUGGCCACAACGUGCUCAUGCUGAAAGUCGCAGUCGGUGGCCAAAAAUCUGCCACUUCAAUCAAGCAGUCGGCGAGGCGGCCGCUCGUCCUCGGACGAUUUGAGGACAAUGGCCGUUCCGCUGCCGAGGUUCAGCGGUAUGACACCAACGGCAACUCUCUAUCAGAUGAACACAACGACCAAGGCUCUCUUAAUAUCCUUCGCUGGCGAUAUCGACCUUAUCCACUCCUUCAGCAAGCAUUCUCACAACUUACCAGGGGCAGUUUCACAGAUGCUGAUGAGGCAGGAAAGACGCUUCUACCACUUGUUCUAUCCCUAUCGGGGCAUUCGAAAUACCUGGGAAUGAGUGGUCGCAAGACUCUAAAGCAACUUUUCGGAAACAACACACAGAGUACAGUCUGCCGACCUCAAUCGCCAUAUCAGACAACCCGUCGCUUGAAGAGUGUUCCGGUGAAGACAUUGUAG